AAUUUUGACGCAUGGAAAAUAAUUUGGGUACCAAAAUGAAGCUGACAUUCCGAGGAAUGUUUCUGUUGAGUCACCUUGUUCCAAUAACGGACCUGUGUUCAGGAAUGAUGAUGAAAUCGAGACGCUUGUUCCCCGCGACGCCUGCACUGGUCUUCUGUUUUCCUUAAUGUGGGAAAAUCGCGAGUCUAUGUCACUGGAGAGUACUUGAAAUUACAUCUACAUACAUGCUGUCGUGCAUUUUACUCUGGAUCGGUGCACAAAACUCACUCGAAGUAAUUUAAAUUUAAUUCACAAAUCCUGUGUCGCUCAACACCUUUCGAAGCGUCUCUGGCUGGUGCCGUCCGGAGCGCGCUAUGGAAAAUUCAGCGCUCGGAACAGCUUUGUUUACUUUUGAUAUUGGUUGUCGCCUGCUCAGGCCGCGUGUGUGGUUAUAGUGGUUGUAGGUUGCGAUUCCGUUCAGACUUUGUGAAAACCUUUGAUCAGAGACCGGUGAGUCUUUCACCUUUUAUAUUUUAUGUAUAACCUGCCUGUUUGGUGAACACUCGGUGUCAUUUCUUUUUUUUUUCUGUCACAGUCAAGAUGAGUGAUGAUCUGUUCAGUGACCCUGAUGAACCUGCUGGACCCUUCUUGCUGACUCCUUUGGAGUUCAGUGGAGUGAGUGGAGCUUCAUCCUCUCCUGGCCAGCGAAGUAGGCCUCUUACUCAGCAGGAGCAAACACCACAGCCAUCAAAGUCUGCCACACCCCAAGAAACGACUCCCAAGCUGUAUCAAUGCCCCACAUGCAAGAAGAAAACAACGUAUAAAUUAUUUCGGAAUUUUAAAAAGCAUAUGCUUGACAAGCACAACAUUGCUGUCACUGAUGAUGCAGAUGUUCGCACUGAACCAACUGAACCCUCUGUCUCUGCCCCUGCCCCUGCCCCUGCUCCGCAAGCUUCAUCCGGACCAACUCAGACUAAGACUUUUGUGUGCUGUGAAUGCCAUGCAGAGCUUCAAACCAAACGUGGCUUUCUUAAUCACCGUGCAUCUCAUCGAAUUAAAGAAGCUAACAAGAGAAUGCCUAAGGCUUCUGUUUUUCUGGAGGAGGCUCUGAUGCCUGCAAUGGAAAAAGUAAUAGAAGAAAUUUUGGCUGAGCCAGCUUACUGUGACCGGAAAGCAAUCAUACUGCAAGAGUUCAAUAAUAAAAAGGAUACUCCAGAGUGGAAGGCAUUUGUGGAAGAGAUAUCAAACAAGAUUUGUAGUUUUGUCUUGGAUGAUAAGCAAAAAAAACUUCUUCCAAUGAACCAAUAUGAAAUUGCCCAAACAAAGCUAAAUGCUUAUCUAGCUAAUACAAAUUUAGAAUUGAGAGAAAAGUUUUUAGCAAUUUGUGUGAAUGCAGACAAUUUUUUCAUCAAUAGACUAAUUUUUAGAAUGGCCACUAAAUUACUGUGUCACAUCCAAAUUUGGGUUAUAAAGAAGAUGAGUACUACGGGUACUGCACCCCCUGCAGAGCAUUCUCAUGAAAUGAGUGAUAUGGAAGAAAAAAACUUCUCUGUAGACCUUGGCAGUUUUCUUAGGAGAAGGUUCAUAAAAUAUAGAGGUAAAAAAGAUGAUUAUUGUGCAUGUAUAAAAGAAACUUUUGUGGAUGGUGAACAUCCCAUCAGUAAGUUUGAUUUUCUGAAUGAAAAAAAUUGGUUCUCUGGAGGAGAAAAGUGUAUAGUUCCAAGUAUUAGAGCCCUUGAGUUCUUUAAAGCUGUUGAAUUCAUGAUAAGGUCACCUAUGGAAAUUAAUAGUACACAAGAUAUAAUAGAAGUUAUCUUUGAAAGAAGUCAUCUGUUAGACCAUUGGUUUUAUUUGACAAAUGCUUAUAUUUCUGAAAAAGAUUCUCUCUUAUUCAUGACGGAACUUGUGCAACAUUACUAUAAAAUGUCAUUACAAAAUGAAGAGAAAAGAAGAAACAGAGAAGAGGAACAGGCCAUCCAAGCUAAUGCAACUGCUAUUAGAACACAUUUAAACCACAACUUUGCAGAGCGGGAAGAAGGCAGUGAAAGUGUGGAGUGAGAACUUU
This is a messenger RNA of Frankliniella occidentalis (western flower thrips), 2044 nucleotides long. RefSeq lists its product as uncharacterized. The transcript is spliced from 4 exons. Lineage: Eukaryota; Metazoa; Arthropoda; Insecta; Thysanoptera; Thripidae. The coding region runs from base 580 to 2037 and encodes 485 amino acids. The record is from RefSeq and is a predicted model, not a curated record.